AUUCACAUGUCUUGGAGAAGGACAUCAUGUUCACCUACAUUCAACACAGAAUUCGAAUUCACUUGCUUCUUACUAGCACAAUCUCUUUGUGCUCGUCCUUUUGGUUGUUGUACUCUUCUCUUAAAAUACGAUCUCUAUGCGAACAUAGCCGAGAGCUAUGUCGGCUUCCAUGCUAAGCCUCCGUUCGCUCUCUCAGGCGACUCGGACGUCUCGCAAGCCAACUCUGAUUCUCUUCGCUCUCGUACUUAUACUCCGAUCUCGUCUGUUGACCGUACCGAAGGAUGCUCUAGACAAGCUCAAGGCUGUUGCUUAUAGGCAACCCCUUUCCUCAGAGGCACUGAAUCAGGCCUUACAGCAACUCUACGUGGACGAACCUGAUGGCACUAAGACUUUGCUUGUACCCUAUGGGGGUAAUAUUUCUAAUGUCAAUAUAGUUCCUACUUCAACUUCUAAGUUCAAGGAGGAUGCGAAGUACUUCCCACUGGUACCGGAGAGUCACAAAGCCAACCUCGACAAGCCGUUCUUACGACAGCUUCUCGCCGUCUUGAGGAUUGCCUUUCCAUCCUGGUAUUCCAAGGAAGUUCUGAUACUGCUUCUCCAUUCAUUCUUCCUUGUGGCUCGUACGGUUUUGAGCGUCGGCGUUGCACGCCUUGACGGUCGAAUCGUUCGCGACCUCGUCAGUGCCGAUGGCAAAGGGUUCCUCAAGGGACUCGGGUUGUGGUUUCUCAUGGCCAUCCCGAGCACGUAUACUAAUACUAUGAUUCAUCACCUUCAAGCCAAGUUAUCUUUGCGUUUACGAACUCGUCUGAGUCGAUAUACCCAUGACUUAUACCUCUCCUCCGCACCUGACCUGAGAUACUACCGUGUUGGUCUUGAAGGAGGCCUUGGGGAUGUAGAUCAGUACAUCACUUCUGACAUUGCGGCCUUCUGCGACGCGUUGUCUGGAAUAUACGGGAAUAUUCUCAAGCCGUCGUUAGACCUUUUUCUAUUCACUUCGCAGCUCUCGCGUACACUCGGUAUUCGUGGUACACUCUUGCUCUUUAUGAACUACUACAUCACAGCGAAAAUCCUGAGAGCAGUCACACCAGCUUUCGGCAGACUCGCUGCUGUCGAAGCUAGACUUGAGGGUGAAUAUAGAGCCGGCGUGGGUAGGGUCGGUAGGGAAAGUGAGGAGAUUGCAUUCUACGAUGGCGGACGUCGCGAACGCGACAUUCUAUGGAGGGCGUAUCUUCGCCUGAUCAAGCAUAUUAACUCGAUUUACAAAAUUCGUAUUGCGUAUGAAUGGACUGAAGACUAUGUCAUCAAAUACCUAUGGAGCGCAGCGGGCUAUGCUCUCAUUGCAAUACCGGUCCUAUUGACUAGACGAAGACAUGUCGGAGUGCAAGCCUCCGCACCGGACACGGGCAGAGUCAAUGAUGAAGUUGCGAAUAGGACGGAAACUUAUAUCUCUUCCAGAAGACUGCUGCUCUCUCUAGCAGAUGCCGGAGGACGACUCAUGUACGCUUACAAAGAUAUCCUAGAACUAGCGGGCCUCACAACACGUCUAUACACUCUUCUUUCAACCCUCCAUUCUCUUCCACCUCUCCCUAAACCUUCAUCCUCAACGGCCGUUGAGAUGUCGCAUGUGGACGUGACUGUCCCUUCGUCAAAGACGUAUGACUCCGACGCAAUGCUCCUCGUGAAAGAUCUGACCAUGUCAUUACAACCCGGAGAGCACCUGAUGAUCACAGGAAGCAAUGGUGUAGGUAAGACUGCGGUGGCACGAGUACUAGCAGGUCUUUGGGCGCCAUACGGUGAAGGAGUCGUGCGUAGGCCUGAGGGUAACAAGGGUGUAUUUGUUGUACCCCAGAGGUCGUAUAUGGUGGUAGGAAGUCUGCUGGACCAGAUUAUCUAUCCCCACUCUUACGCCCAAUUCCUUGGGUCCGGCCGUACACACGAGGAGCUAAUGGAUAUCCUGACCGCGGUCAACCUCGAAUAUAUUCCCUCGAGAGAAGGCGGUUGGAGUACACGUAAAGAAUGGCGCGACGUCUUCAGUGGCGGCGAGAGACAACGGAUGGGCAUGGCGAGGGUAUUCUACCACAGACCACAGUUCGCUAUCCUGGAUGAAUGUACGAGUGCCGUAUCAAGCGAUGUCGAAGGCCGGAUGUACGAGCACGCCAAAGCGCUUGGUAUUACUUUGAUUACCAUCUCACUGCGACCGUCUCUGACGAAGUAUCACAACCGACUGCUGACGAUCAACGGAGACGGCAGCGGUUCCUGGUCACUGUCCCAAGUUGGGACUGCAGAGGAGCGUAUGGAACUAGACCGUGAAAUUAUCGCACUAGAGGGGAAGCUCUCGGAAGUGGGAGAUUGGGAGAAGAGGGUCCGAGAGCUGAACAAAUUACUGUCAGCUCAGACACAUUGACGUUGACGCCGCGCGUUAUUGAUUUCACCGUUGCUCUCGCCGUUACUCGUAUGCUCUUGUACUAUAGCUGAUGUAAUAGGAUCAGAGGAGGAUGGAAUGUACUUUUUGAUGAACGUUA
Molecule: messenger RNA, 2522 nt
Organism: Somion occarium
Lineage: Eukaryota; Fungi; Basidiomycota; Agaricomycetes; Polyporales; Cerrenaceae
Source: the annotation of a GenBank genome assembly